This is a messenger RNA of Danio aesculapii, 2011 nucleotides long. It is a transcript of the gene hars, whose product is annotated as histidyl-tRNA synthetase. Gene Ontology annotation, biological process: histidyl-tRNA aminoacylation; mitochondrial translation. Lineage: Eukaryota; Metazoa; Chordata; Actinopteri; Cypriniformes; Danionidae. Gene Ontology annotation, cellular component: cytoplasm; mitochondrion. The record is from RefSeq and is a predicted model, not a curated record. Gene Ontology annotation, molecular function: identical protein binding; histidine-tRNA ligase activity; ATP binding. The transcript has 14 exons. The coding region runs from base 283 to 1845 and encodes 520 amino acids.
CAUGGCCGAUAAAGCACAGCUGCAAGAGGCGAUUAAAACACAGGGGGAGGUGGUCAGAAAGCUCAAAACUGAGAAAGCGAGCAAAGAACAGUGACAGGGUUGCUCACCACUUUUCUCCUGUUCUUCCUGCUUGUUCCACGGAUCCCACCAUCACCAUCAUCACCACUGCUCUCCUGGAUUAUCUGUGCCGUAUGUUGGAUUGGAUGCUUCUUGUGUGGACUCGGUUGGACUGUCUGGUAUUGUGACAUUGGUGUGUGUGUGUGUGUGUUUGGACUGUUAAUAAUGGCUGCUCUGGGACUGGUCUCCAUGCGUUUGUGUGCUGGACUGAUGGGUCGUCGGUCUGCUGUGUGUCUGCAUUCCCUGCGUGUCUGUUCUGGAAUGACCAUAUCACAGAUUGAUGAAGAAGUGGCCAGACUGUUGCAGCUCAAAGCUCAUUUGGGAGGAGACGAAGGAAAGCAUGUAUUUGUUCUCAAAACAGCCAAGGGGACCAGAGACUACAACCCCAAACAGAUGGCUAUACGAGAGAAGGUUUUCAACAUCAUCAUCAACUGCUUUAAACGCCAUGGUGCCGAAACCAUAGAUUCUCCCGUCUUUGAGCUGAAGGAAACGUUGACGGGGAAGUAUGGAGAAGACUCCAAACUCAUCUAUGAUCUGAAGGACCAGGGAGGAGAACUUCUGUCUCUGAGAUAUGACCUCACUGUACCAUUUGCUCGCUAUCUCGCAAUGAACAAAAUCACCAACAUCAAGCGCUACCACAUCGCUAAAGUGUACCGCAGAGACAACCCAGCCAUGACGCGGGGCCGAUACAGGGAGUUUUACCAGUGUGAUUUCGAUAUUGCAGGUCAAUACGAUGCAAUGAUCCCUGAUGCAGAGUGUCUGAAGCUUGUCUAUGAGAUCCUGAGUGAAUUAGAUCUUGGAGAUUUUCGUAUCAAGGUGAACGACAGACGCAUUCUAGAUGGGAUGUUCGCCAUUUGUGGUGUUCCUGAUGAAAAGUUUCGCACAAUAUGCUCCACGGUGGAUAAACUGGACAAGCUCGCCUGGGAGGAAGUGAAAAAGGAGAUGGUGAAUGAGAAGGGGCUUUCAGAAGAAGUGGCCGAUCGAAUCAGGGAUUACGUCAGCAUGCAGGGUGGGAAGGAUCUGGCUGAGCGGCUGCUUCAAGACCCCAAGCUGUCCCAAAGCAAACAGGCCUGUGCUGGCAUCACAGAUAUGAAGCUGCUUUUCAGCUACCUGGAGCUCUUUCAGAUCACAGACAAGGUGGUGUUUGAUUUGAGUCUGGCGCGAGGACUGGACUACUACACCGGUGUGAUUUAUGAAGCCAUUCUCACUCAAGCCGUCUCGGCACCGGCGUCUACACCUGCAGAGCAGAACGGGGCAGAGGAUGCGGGUGUAAGUGUUGGCAGUGUGGCUGGUGGAGGACGAUACGAUGGCCUGGUGGGGAUGUUUGACCCCAAAGGCAGGAAAGUGCCCUGUGUGGGGGUCAGCAUUGGCAUUGAGAGGGUUUUCUCUAUCAUGGAGCAGAAGGCAGAGCUGUCUUCAGAGAAGGUGCGCACCACUGAAACUCAAGUGCUUGUGGCUUCAGCACAGAAAAACCUUCUAGAAGAGCGACUCAAACUCACAUCUGAGCUCUGGAACGCUGGAAUCAAGGCUGAAGUAUUAUACAAGAAAAACCCAAAGCUGCUGAGUCAACUUCAGCACUGUGAGGAUACCGGCAUUCCUCUCGUGGCCAUCUUAGGAGAGCAAGAACUCAAAGACGGAGUGGUCAAACUUAGGAAUGUGGCCAGUCGAGAAGAGGUGGAUGUGCCCAGAGCAGAGCUGGUGGAUGAAGUCAAGAAGCGGACAUCGUAGUCUUACAAACAGCCAGCAUAUAAACAGAAGAGAACUGUGGAGCUAUUUAACGCGUCAAUUACAGUUGCGUCAGUCAAACAUGUACACUAAACGAGGAAACAUUCAUUGCAUUGCCUGCACUUUUGAACUGUGAUUGGGUUAUGUCAAUAAACAAGUAAAACAGGUA